AUGGUUGCUCUAUCAGAGGUCCACUCUUCAAAUGAAGCCAUCGCAAAGACGCUACCACUAGACAUAGUGGCUGUUUUCGUUGGCGCGACUAGCGGAAUCGGUAAAGCGACUCUUCUCCACUUUGCGCAGCACACCCGACAACCGCGAAUCUAUUUUAUCGGUCGCUCGCAGCAAGCCGCCGACGAAAUUCUUAAACAGCUUGAAAACAUCAAUGUGGAUGGUCGAUACGAAUUCAUUAAAGCCGAUGUGAGUCUGCUUAAUGUCGUCGACGAAGUUUGCUCGAAGAUCAGAGAGAAGGAGACGCGGAUCGAUGUUCUGUUCCAAAGCCAAGGCACUCUGGACAUAAGCACAGAAACAUCCGAAAAAUUAUCUCUCAUCAUGGCUCUCGGCUACUACUCUCGCAUGCGCUUCAUUGCCAAUUUGCUUCCAAUGCUCCAGCAUUCAUCGAUUAGUCGCGUGGUAAUUGUUCUAGCAGGAACAAAGGAAGGGCCUGUCAACCCCAAUGAUAUCCCAGGGAAGAGGGUCUUACCCUGGAAAGCGCGCGGACAUCUUUGUUCGAUGAUUACACUGACGCUUGAGCAUUUUGCAAAACUGGCUCCUGAAGUUAGCUUCAUACAUAAUUACCCAGGCUUUGUGGACACGCCGCUGUCGCAAUCGAUGAAAGGGGUCUUGGAAGCUGCGAUGAAAUCUGUGUUUCGGGUGACGAGUCUUUUCUCUACGAGAGAGUAUGUGUCUCUUGACGAGACCGGUGAAAGACAUGUCUAUUUGGCGACAGGUGCGAGGUUUCCAGCGAAAAAACCAAGCAAUUCGUCACUAAAGGGCGGCUCUACACUGCUCAAUAGGAAGGAAGUUGCCGUUGGUAGUGAUGGAAUUGUUGGAAGUGGCGUGUACAUCGUGGAUGAGUAUUGUGAGGGUGGCGAUGCAAACGUACAGAGAGUUUUAAGUACUCUCCGACAAGACGAACGUGAUGCGAAGAUCUGGGAGCAUAUGGAGAAAGAAUUCUUGAGAAUCACAGGGAAACCAGCGAUUUUGGGGUAG
Penicillium maclennaniae is the source of this 1038-nucleotide messenger RNA. RefSeq lists its product as uncharacterized. The transcript has 2 exons. The record is from RefSeq and is a predicted model, not a curated record. NCBI's taxonomy places the organism in Eukaryota, Fungi, Ascomycota, Eurotiomycetes, Eurotiales, Aspergillaceae. Gene Ontology annotation, biological process: secondary metabolic process. Bases 1 to 1038 code for a protein of 345 amino acids.